This is a messenger RNA of Prorocentrum cordatum, 2796 nucleotides long. The record is from the annotation of a GenBank genome assembly. NCBI's taxonomy places the organism in Eukaryota, Dinophyceae, Prorocentrales, Prorocentraceae.
GGCUCGAACCCGUUUGGCUCCAUGUAUGUCGGCUCCAGGGCGAGUUGACAUUUCGUCAUGGGUUAUUCGACAGGUGAUGACAUGAAGUUCCCCUGGGAUGGGCCUCACAAUCCCCAUCGAAAUCCGUGUUGGCUGAGCGGGUUUUCGUUCGAACUCUGUUGUCGGAACCAUGAAGGGCGAGUGAUACCUCCAGGCAAUCUGCAGUGUUGGGAGGGCAAGUAUUCUUGGACCGUCUGUUGUGAAGGAGAAGCAGAACUUCGGGAAUCAGAACCGAUCUCGCAGUCGUGUCCGAGCAAUGGAUCCUCAACGCAGCGUGCUCGUUCCAAGGGUUCUGCUUGUGAGAGCUCGCCGAGGGUGCUAGAGUCGCGCUUCGUAGACGCGGAGGUAGUGGUCGAGACAAAUCUGCGUUGUCUACGAGCAUUCCAAGAGGACUACGUAAGCUACAUGCGUCAUUCCAGUCCCUCGGUGGUGCUCACCUCGACGGAACGACUAGGAGAUCCGCAGGGAUGUUUCUCUUUUGGGUUCCGCUACUUCUGGGUUGUCACGAACCAGAUGCACAUUGGCUUUUGCGUUCCGCAGGCCUGCGACCUGAACAAGCACAUCCUCGCUUUGGACACCCUGGUCGUCGUGUGGAUGAUGAGCUUGGAGGAUCGGCGCAUUGGCUGCUUUAAGCAGAUGAGGGACAUGGGCAUGCUGCAGAGAUUCCCGAAUACGUACGUUCGAAGACCGACGGACCAAGAACAGAUAGUACUGCGGGGUUGUGAACGACCGUGGAGACACUAUUUUCCCACGCGGGACACAGCCGAUCUUGUGUCGUUUCUGCGGGAGAACGACCAGGAGAUUCGAGAUCGAUUGGCCGACCUGCACGAGCUGAAGGUCACGGAGUACAAAGACGAGAUAUCUUGGCAGCCACAUCAGUUACCAGAGUUUCUUAUUUUAUGGGUUGGCAUUCCUGUUCUGUGUACAGCUUGCCUGCUUCUCCGCAGGCUUUCGUUGUCGCUGUGGCGGAAUACUGUAGGCUGUCGGGCCACUUUGACUUCGGCCCCCCGAGCGCGAGCCGGAUGCGGGCUGGCUGUUCUAGGGGAUGUUGCACAGAAGUGGGUCCUCAGACCGUUUUCGUUACAGGAGGCAUGGAACGCAUUCAUUGCACCUGGCAGUGAUAUGAAUUUGGGAGUAUGCCGUUUGCGGGUUUGCAUGUGCUUGGCAGUUAUUUUUCUGCAUACUGCGGAGGCUUUCCAGUGGGAGUGUAGUGACGCAUGGGGUCCAUUUCUUGAGCGCGGACACUGGUGGAUCUAUGGACUUGCCCAUUGCUUGCACCGUGUGAACACCCUGUUCACAGCCUUAUCAUCCUGCCUCAUGCUGGAGAGUAUUCACAGAGACAAGCCCUCUACGCGUGCUGGUGGUAAGUAUCAACACCAGCCCCGAUUUGAGGCAGUGACAGAGGCGUUGACGGCUUUCGUGCGCCAGGCAUUACUGAGAUGGUCCCGGCAGACCCCGUUGAUGCUAUUUUAUUGUUGGUGCGUCAUCCGCGUAGUAGGUUAUCCUGGCACCGUCCCUUUUCGACCCAUGUCGACUACAGGAGUGUGGUACGAUCAUCGGCCGAAGGUCUGUGGAAGAUCAUACAGGUGGUUGUCCUCAAGUUUCUUCGUUCACAGCCUGCACUCGGGCAAAUUUCAUGCGGAGUCGGUUUGCCACAACACUGCAAUCUUCGAGGCCGAGUUUCAGGUCACGAUGUGUUGUGCGGCGCUCGUCCUUGCAGGUAAUCUACUGCAUAAGUUCGGGUAUACGAUGUCUGGUUCCAAGACGUCCUUCUGGUGGGCACAGCUCACGGUUCUAAUAGGCAUGCUGUGCUGUCAGUGUGCAGAAGUGAUGCGGUUCAACACGUCCAGCGAGCGUGUCCGUUGGUCAGAGGAUCCGGCUUUAGAGAGGUCUGCUCGCACACUUCCUUAUUGGUCGGCGGAUUUGUUGUGCGUGCCCUUGCUAAUAUUGAUGUUCGACAUGUUGCGUCCACCUCCAGGGUUCGCGCCGCAGCGAGCAGUUCUGAGUUGGCGGUCUGUGUUGUUCACACCAAGUUGCGUUUGGGCAUCUGUUGCUGGCGCUCUCGUUCUCAUCAUUGACUUUAGUGUCUUCGUCGUUGGGAAGUAUCCCCUUUUUGCCGAGUAUUCUUUGCACGUUGGUGGUGGAUAUUGCAGCGGCUUCUUUGUAGUCCUCAGCAAAGUCGGUUCUUACGUGAACAGCGCCCUCAGAGAUCGUUACUUGUUUGGCGAGGCGGUAUUGUUGGACUUCGCUCUUGAUUUCCCCGCAACGUUCGGACUGUGGCAUUUGAUUCGCAAUCUUCUUGAGACAGAUCGAAUUCGCAAUGGAGUGAACGUCUUUCAGAGCGCAGACAGCGAUGGCGAUGGGGGGGUCAAACACGACUCCAGGGGGCGACGCAGGGCAUCCCGUCAUCCCCGGUCGAUGCCGGCCGAAAAUAUCAAAACGAUUACGUUUUGGAGGACAUGCGUUGCGGUCUAAAUGCAACGCUGGUGAUCUGGAGCAGGGUGGCGUUCGGGAUGAACUUGAGCAACAUAUUCGUCCUUCAUUUUCUGGUCGGGUACGCGACGCGCGGGACAGCCGACUUCUCCCUGCUUGGGUUCCUGCAGCUUUUCUGCACCACGGUGUUCCUCGCUGCUGCCCUGAGCGUGUUCACGUUCCUGUUUGUGGAGAUGCCGUGGCGCUCGGCGUUCAGGCCGCUGAUCCGCCUUCUGGGGCCGUCCCCCGACAAGCCUUCGACAGCGCACUGUGGCGAGAGCAAAC